AUGGUCAACCUCCACGAGUCCCUCAAGGCCCUUGCCCCAUGCAAGUUCUCGGACAUCCCGCAGAAGCAUGAAGAGCUAGAGCCCUUCUUGUCCGACCUCUUCUCCCAAGUCCAGACGAUAGUCGAGUCCAUACCCAUUCCAGACCCUGAUCCCACGCACCGACAUCGCUCACAUACCACGGGCUCAAUCACUGCCAACAAUGCCUCUGAAAUGUUCAUGUCGUCUGCGCGGAGCCCUCCUCCAGCCCCAGAAUAUGCAGCUCUACAACAUGAGUGGGGGAAGCCGGUAAAGCUCGCGGCGAAAGAAAACCCAUUGGGUAUAGCUGUCUACAAGCUGUCCAGCAAGGACGGAAAAGGCUCGUGGUUUGCUCGAAGGAGUGUGCAUGAGGGGCUGGGCUUCAAUCGCUUUAAGCACGGCUUUCAACGGGAGUUUCCUACUUCGCUCGCUGUUCAAGGUAAACCUGGUGAAGGAAACAUCAGAGGGAUAGGCGCAGAAACCAGGGUCGAGGAAAUCACGGUGCCAAAUCGUGGAAAGAUCGAAGUAUAUCGCCUCAGUGCACAAUUCCCAGGUCCGACCACUCCGCGUGAUUUUGUCACUCUUCUGGUCACAUCAUCCAAGGCAAUUAAGCACCAUGGGGACUCUCAUAAAAUGCCUGAUCUGGUCCCACGGCAUUACAUGAUCAUUUCUAAACCAUGUGAUCACCCCGAGACGCAGCCUCAGAAUGGCUUCAUUCGUGGCCAGUAUGAAUCGGUAGAGUUCAUUCGCGAGGUUCCCAGAAAGCUCAAAUCCACCAUGUCGUCGACAGAUUUGGGUCAUUUGAGCCACCAUCCAGCACCUUCGCCGUCGCUUGAGAGAGAUGUCUUAAGACACAACGCAGAGAAGCACGCGACGGAUGCUGACCCGCACCACCAGGACGAUCAGAGGCACUUGAGAGUCGAUAGCCACGGCUCGGGACUCAGGGAGAUGUCCCCAGGACGCAGGAAAAGAAGCGUUACAGUCGAUGCACCUGCGAGCCCCAUCAAAACCCAUGAUCCUGCUGAACCCUUCGAUCCAGAAGAGAACCCGGUUGAAUGGAUCAUGGUUACUCGAAGCGAUCCAGGGGGCAGCGUCCCGCGGUUUAUGGUGGAGAGGGGAACUCCCGCAAGCAUCUGUGCAGACGCUCUGAAGUUCCUGGACUGGGCAUGUCAGAGAGAAGACGAGGAGGAGGACACUGACAAGCCCGAACAUCGGCCAUUCGGCCGGCGGCGUGAAAGCUUUGCCAGCUGGGAAGCCAACGGCACGCUUGCCGGGAUUAGGGAGCACGAAGAGAGUCUUCAAGCCAUUGGGGAGUCUCCACCUGGAACACCCAAGGCGUCCGCUGCUCAUGUACAAAAGUCCGAGCCUGAUACAGUUGAAUCUGCGCCAGAUACGCCAGCUUCCUCUUCCAGUUUGUUGAAUACUGUGACGGAGGCCAUCAGCUCGUAUACUCCGCAGACAGUUCGCGACCAUCUACCUCAAAUUGGGAAUCACGAGGUCGAUGGCCAGCACGAGAUAACCAAGGAAGACAUACAGCAAGGGGAUAAUCCGGAUGGCGACAAUGAUGACGCGUCCACCAUUUCAACCACUUCAUUUGCCUCUGCCGAUUCGCACCUGACGUCCGAGGAAUCCCCUUCAAUUUCUUCCAAGUCCCUCUCAGAGCAGACGGAAAGUCAGCUACUGCAGCAGCAUGACAAAGAAAUGGCCAAACUCUCGGAUCGCAGGGCUGCGGUCGAUGCCAAAUUUGCAAAGCAACGUGAAAAGCUUACGAGCCAAACCAGUAAAGACACGGAAAAAGAACAACACGCUCUGAAGAAGGCCGAAGAGAAACACCAGCGUGAGCUCAAGAAGCAUGAAGAGAGGUAUCACAAAGAAGUCGCCAAAUUGGAAGAGAAAAGGAAGAGGGAGGCGAAGAAACUGGAGGAGAAGAAACGCAAGCAGGUUGACAAGGACGAAAAGUCACGUUUGACUAGAGAACGGGACGAGGCAAGGGCCGAGCUGGAGCUGCUGAAAAAGGAGCAAGAAUUGCUUACCCGCCAGAUCGGGGAACUGCAGAGAGAGAACACGGCGCUGACAGCCCGGAUAGGGAAAUCCGAAGGAAGUGGAGUGUCAAUCGACACUCCGUCCAGUCCCAACAAUAGGUUCAGAGCAAUGACGCUGGGACACGAGAAUCGCGGGAGGAGUUCGAGUCUGAUGAAUCGGAGGAAGGACAAGGGAGACGCAAGUAGCCAGCAUUCGUGA
Molecule: messenger RNA, 2256 nt
Organism: Fonsecaea multimorphosa CBS 102226
Lineage: Eukaryota; Fungi; Ascomycota; Eurotiomycetes; Chaetothyriales; Herpotrichiellaceae
Exons: 1
Coding region: 1-2256 (751 amino acids)
Source: RefSeq, a predicted model, not a curated record